AUGGAAUUUAAUGCGAUUCAGCAAUAUCGCCCAUCACCUAAUAGAUCAUACCCUAUGGGACAAUCUUCGCCUACGCCAGCGACCCAGAUGAUGUAUUCCUAUGGGAAUCUUCCGCUCCAAGCGCAGCAGCAACCACAAACUGUCCAGCAAAUGUCAAGACCAUCUCCACCGCAGCCCACGUGGGCGGUACCACAGACCCACAAUCCGUACUAUUCUAUGCCACAAGGUCCGAUCAUGGGAAGUAGAGAAGAGUCUAGCUAUUUACUGGCAAGGUCAGAUGUUGCUACUUCUCAAUCGCCGGCUCUCAGUAGUACUUCAUUUAGUAAUAGCAUGCAUGGCACUGGAACGCUUGCAACGACUGAUUAUUUUCCAGGUGUCAUCGACACAAGUCCAUGGGGACAGAAAGUAUGUGAAGAGUUGGAGUCUUUUCCCUCCCUAGACGCAGACGUAACAGACUACAAUCAUGGCAUGAUGGGCCAGGAUGAAAACACUCCCAUCAUUGAUCUACGCCAGUAUCCUGGGAUGGGGCGCCAGGAGCAUGAAAACCUCACAAACUUCAAUCCACAGGGUUCUCGUCGAAUGUCUGAAUCUACCUUUUCUAUGUCGAGCACAGGAGGUGGGCUACCCGAGGUAUCAACAUACGAGGAUCUGGGUUCUUCCGAGGCAGUUCCUUAUGCGUCUGAGUAUGAUGCCUGGAGUCACUCGGAUCCAAGCGCAAGCCACCUACUAUCGCCGCUCGCCUCACCACGCAGACCUCAGCACGAAGGCGUCGUUCGAGGAGGAAGUCGUUCCCGCGCAUCGCCGGCACCGCACAAUAACGUCCGGUCUUCACCUUACACACUCGACAGCGGUCGGUUUAAGAGGUGGUCUACCGGGCAUGCGCCGACUUCGACUCCCACAGCCUCACGCACAAUGGCACAGGUUCCGGAUCGCUUCGCACCUUACGGUCCUCGCCUGAAUCCUCAUCACUCCAUGCCAGCAUACCCACCAAGCGCAUACACCAACUUCGGGCUACCAACACAAAACGUGCUUUAUUCACAGCAGCAGCAUCCUCUCCAGUCUAAUAAUCCGACACUAUUUACACCUCAAGAUUCGCAGUAUCAUCUUGAAGUUCCUCGGCCCCUACCGUCACAAGGUCUUUUCCGUCUGCUUCAAAGCAACGCAGACCGUCACGGGGGCGGUUCAUCUCAUUUUGCAGAUCUGUCAGAUCCGCCUGACCUCUACUCCUCCCUGCAUGAAGAAGGCUCAAACCCCCCAGAGUCGGACAUGAAUCCUUCGGAUCCGGAUCUUGUGCCACAUGAGCAAGAUCUUCGCUUCACGGGCGAUUUGUACACCCCACGGUGGGUUCGUGGUCAUGGCAAUAAACGUGAAGGGUGGUGCGGAUUGUGCAAGCCCGGGCGCUGGCUUGUGCUCAAGAACAGCGCGUUUUGGUACGACAAGUCGUUCACGCAUGGCGUCAGUGCAGCCACGGGCGCUGCAUUCCAGGGUCCUCAAGAUACGCGGCGAACAGAAGGAAACCUUGACGUUUGGGAAGGACUUUGUGGCAGUUGCGGUGAGUGGAUAGCGCUGGUCAGCAGCAAGAAGAAAGGGACGACGUGGUUUAGGCAUGCAUACAAGUGCCACACCCAUCCCAAAGUCAAGGACGGACCUAAACGGCGCCGUGAAACCCAAGCUGGACGAGUUCGAGCAGUCUCCUCGGGCUCCGCGACGUCCUCGUCGUACCCUAUCAAGCAAGAGUCAUCAAAAGAUGCAGCCGCUCACCGUCAUUCCACCCCCACGCCAAUCCCAGGUAGCUCGUCCCUGCAGAACUACAGCAUGCCGACCAAUGUGACAUCGUCCACGCCGUAUCCGACUUCAACCCCAACGGCAACACCGCAGAUUACCACAACGAGCUACCCGAGCAACACUGCCUAUCCAACGCCAACAUCCGCCACGCCGACGAUGCACGCGCUUCGAACGCCAACGCAGAGCUCCUUUUCAGACCCCCGCAUGGAGCCCAACUCCACCAAGCACGAGCCGGUCGUGGGCAUGUUCACAACCCCUCUGCAGAGUCUGUCCAGCUUUUCUGGCACGCCGUCUACGUUUUCAAAUACACACAGCCUCUUGCACCAGGUCAGCGAGCCUGAGCUCGUGGGCAUCAGAACGACGACGGCGUCACUCAACUCGAUCGCGAGUAUGAUCUAG
Messenger RNA from Cucurbitaria berberidis CBS 394.84, 2184 nucleotides. RefSeq lists its product as uncharacterized. Lineage: Eukaryota; Fungi; Ascomycota; Dothideomycetes; Pleosporales; Cucurbitariaceae. The transcript has 4 exons. Bases 1 to 2184 code for a protein of 727 amino acids. The record is from RefSeq and is a predicted model, not a curated record.